Molecule: messenger RNA, 1552 nt
Organism: Anguilla anguilla (European eel)
Lineage: Eukaryota; Metazoa; Chordata; Actinopteri; Anguilliformes; Anguillidae
Product: olfactory receptor 52B2-like
Exons: 2
Coding region: 194-1168 (324 amino acids)
Biological process (GO): G protein-coupled receptor signaling pathway
Cellular component (GO): membrane
Molecular function (GO): olfactory receptor activity; G protein-coupled receptor activity
Source: RefSeq, a predicted model, not a curated record
GAUUCGAUUAACUGCACACCGCCUCAUUUUAACUGACGUCACAGAAAAAUUCUCAUGUACGCGCAUUCCGCACACACCAGGAGAUAUAUUCAGCAACAUGAGCACAGAAGCACAUUCAAGGGCUUCGACAGUCACCGAUGCAGGGAAGUGGGAGAAGAGGAAAAUCAGUCGCUCGGAGCCUUAACACCUUGCAAUGGGAAAUCGCGCCACAUGGGUCACAAACGAUUCCAUCAUUAGACCAGUGGGAUUUUACAUCGUCGGAUUUACCAAUUUAAAGUUUGCUGAUUUUUAUUUUAUCUUCCUUGCAGUCGUAUAUAUUGUAACGGUUUUGUUCAACUCCAUUCUCAUUUCCAUUAUAUAUAUAGAUUAUCGCCUGCACACUCCAAAGUACAUUGCGGUGGCCAAUCUGGCGAUCGUCGACGUGAUGCUGAGUACAAGCAUUAUACCUAGUAUGUUAAAGCUAUUUCUUGCGAAAGAAAACUUUAUGUCCUACAAUGUAUGCUUGACACAAAUGUUUUUCGCUUACACCUUUUUUACAUUAGAGUCAUUUUCCCUCAGUGUACUUGCCUAUGACAGGUUAAUUGCAAUAUGUUUCCCAUUGAGACAAAGCUCUAUCAACACAAUCAACGUCAUGGCCACUAUUUUAGUCGCUGUUUGGUCAUUUUGCAUAAGUCUUUCUAUGUUCGCAGUCAUAAUUCUCACCAGGCUGUCUUUCUGUAAUUCUCUUAUUGUGAAGAGCUACUUCUGUGACUAUGCGCCCGUGUACUCGCUGUCUUGCAAUGAUCACAGCUUGCAGUACGCCACUUUCUCUGCUGUGAGUUUGAGUACUGUGCUUGUGCCCUUUAGUUUAAUAGUUGUGUCAUACGCCUGUAUUUUGACAGCCGUGUUUAGGAUGAAAAGCACCGAGAGCCGGUACAAAGCACUCGCAACCUGCACAGAACAUCUCGUUCUAGUGGCAGUUUUCUAUGUGCCGAUCAUGGCAAUGUAUGGCAUUGUGCUUUUCUUAACAAUUUCCCAAAUCGAUCAAGAUAUCGCUGGGGUGCUCGUGUCAUUGGCCACAUGCGUGCCGCCCUGUCUGAACUCCAUUGUGUAUUCCCUGGCUACCAAAGAAAUCAGGAACAGAAUACUGGCUAUGCUGCAGAAAGUCAAGGUAGCAGUGUGGGCAUAGACCCAAAGGUUGCAGUAAAAUGACAUUUUCAAAUGAAUAAAAUCCAUUCAUUUUUAAGCCUUGGUGUUUUGCUUCAAUUGAACAUGUCUAUGUGAUGUCGCAUGUCAGUGCAGUUCAAUUGUAUCUUCUUGGAAAAGGAGACACCCCCCAGCACAACCACAACUACAACCACAACCGUUUGAAAGUUCAAGUGUUGCAUUGGCAGCUGUACCAGUUUAUUUUGCUGUGGUGUUCUUGAGUAAUACUGUAAUACAUCAUUGUCACCGAGCCAUUUUUCUGAAUUUACCAACCUAGUUAAAUAAAGUUAAUUCCAUUCUAGUUAUUCUGAGAAUAACUGGGGGGUUUACGAGAGAAAGGUGUUCAUUCAGACCAAUAUAUAUAGUA